Messenger RNA from Hyla sarda, 5895 nucleotides. Its product is annotated as carcinoembryonic antigen-related cell adhesion molecule 1-like. The record is from RefSeq and is a predicted model, not a curated record. The transcript is spliced from 12 exons. Lineage: Eukaryota; Metazoa; Chordata; Amphibia; Anura; Hylidae.
GUGGCUGUAUAUUGCUGAAUACAGCGACAAGCGGCAGGUAUACAAAACAAUAUCCCCCCUAUACAGUGAUCAUAUAGUGGUCAUCCCGGCUCUACAAAGGCUCUGCAGACUAUAAUGCAGUAUAAUCCAGUGACUCACAAGUGACAUCUUCUUGGAGUUCUUUUUCUCUCCUUUUCUUAUUGAUCCGGCCCAGACUGCCACGAUGACUUCAUGAAUCGUCUCUGUAUCUUACUUUUCAUAAGCUUUUCUUAUCUUUUCCCGACCAAAAGUGCCCCAAAUUGUAAUAAUGCCCUCCUUUGUAUCCCACACAAUAAGAGUGUGUAAAGGUGUGUUACGGGGAGCAGUAAGUGGGUUGGGGGUAAUUAGGAUCCCCCAUUAGGUAGGCAGCCGCCUCCAAAAGGUUGGUAUGUUACCCCAGUAUGUAGGUAGGUUCUCCUAGUAUGAAGGCAUGUCCCUCAUAGGAAGGUAGGUAGAUCCCUCGUAGGAAGGUUCACCUGGUAUGGCCCUUCCCACUUGGUAGGUAGGUUCCCCGUGUAGCUAGACAAGUCCUCAGAGCAAGCAGGUAGGCCAAAGUUAAACAGGUCUCCCAAGUAGACAGGUUUUUUCCCCAGUAAGUAGGUAGCUCCCCUAGUAAGUCGAUUUGUGUCCCCAGUAGGUAGUAGGUAUUUUCCCCAUUAGGUAUAUAGCCCCCCUCUCUCAUUCUCCUUGCCUCUGAGUGGCAGAGUAUUCCUUCUACACUUUGGUGCACACAUCUUCUAAAGGGUGAGGAGCAAAAGUCUUGAGCCACAUACAUUGGAGCAGGGAGUUGCUGCUGAGGCUGACACCCCUAAAGGGACAUCCAUCAGGAUGAGGACUCUGAGCUUUGCUAACCCUUGUGGCCUGUAAAUGAAAUUUCUCUUUGGACUAUACACUCUUGGCUUUGGAUUUGCUUUUACCAGACUGCACCCAUACUCCAUAGACUUUUACAGCUGUGGGGCCAGUUUCUGUUCAUCCUUAUGUGGUGAGCCACUGUGGUGAGGGACAGGGCCACAGGUGUUGCCGUGAUAAGUGUUGGGAUCAGAUGUUGUUAACCCCGGGGGUCGGAGGGUAUUAACCCCUAUGUGUUCGUGACGCCAGUGUGGUUUUCGGGUUCCGAAACACCACACGCCCGGAUUCUCCACUAUCCCACGGGCUAGUAGUGAAUGAAGAGUCCACAACCAGUUAUGGGUCAACGGAGGCUUUACUGAAUAGAAGACAGAUGGAAUUAUCUUCACAGCUAAGGCCAGAAUCCCAGAGAGGUGGCUAGGACCCAGAGGACCUCGCAGCUUGCUGGACCAAUACUUGUAAUAAACUUGACUUUGACUUGUAAUUAGACUUGACUUGACUAUGUGCAGGACUUGACUAACUUCAGUGACAGCCGACAUAGACUUGUAGACUUACUGGAGACUUGUAGCUUUGUGGUACUCCAGAUGCUGAUCACUUGUCUCUGAGGUCUCUGGUAGCUACUUCAGCAAAGACUUGUUCUCAGAAGCAGGUGGUAAAGCUAAGAGAGCUGGGAGCUAACAGAGUGAAUUAAAGAUGGCCACCCUUUUAUAUAGUGAGGGGGCUGGACUAAAGCCCAUUGGUCAAGCUGGUGGUCAUAGGUUAAAGCUGGUGCUCUCUGGGAGUACAUGUUACAACCAAUCAUGUAACUGCAUAACAUAACAUGUGACAGGAUUACUCACAGGCUCUUGAGACCUCCACAGGUCCUGUAUACUAUCUAGACAUAAGGAUCCUGUCUAUGCUCUUAAAGGCACAUACACCACAUUUAAUAAAUUAACAAGAUAACAAAGGGAGUCCCUGCAGGGGAGCCCCCAGGUCACUGAGGGACUCAACCUGACAGGGCCUACAGAUAGUACAGGAACAUGUACCUGUACUGGGACAUCACACUUAAAAUAAACAAUUGUACUGCUCCCCUAUCAUGUAAAAUCCUAGCAAACCUAUCACAGGCAGACAGCUGAGGAAGGCAAACAUGCCGAAAUGCAUCCGGUACCUAUGUCUUUGACAUUUCAAACAUGGAUUAAUAAACCUCUACUGGUUAAGCAUCAUCGGUGAGUGCUGAGUUAACUCUUUUCUAUACCUUGGACUCUUUUCUGCUUCGAGCACCACCACCCACAAAAGUGCCGAUCCACCGAUCCCAAUCGAUACUGGAUGGCGACAGGGCCCAGUGAGGCUGCUACCAUUGAUGGAGAUAGAGGGUGUGUGGACCCAAUGUUACAUCAGAAGGGAGUUCCUUAAAAUGAGGCUCUAAAAGAAAAAGGUCAGGUAUGAUCCAGAACAUUGGAGACGUUGAGAUGGGACAUUUCUUCACAUCGCUGUGGUGUACCGUGUUCUUCCUGAGCUUAGGUGGUGCGGCUGCUGUUACCAUCGUGAAUGGGACUCUAGGGAGAUCUGUUUUAUUAAACACAACUUAUGAAGUGCCAGCAAAUUGUUGGAUACAAUGGAAUUUUAACAGUGUAACUGUGGCAGAAUACUUUGCUUCUUCAUCUCAAUGUUACGGUCAGCUCAAUGGAAGAUGUCAGGUAUAUCAUAAUGGAUCCCUGACAAUCGACAAUGUCACCUAUGCAGAUGAAGGGGUUUAUACUCAGACUACACAAAGUCUAAUUUCUGCAUCAUCCACUAACACCACAAUCUACCUCCUCAGAGUAUAUGCUAUUCUCACUGCCCCUGUCCUUGGCUACAUUGACACCAGCGGUCCUGUUAUUAGUGGCUCUUAUGUGAUCCUCCAGUGUAAUGCCGGGAUUCAGGCUGUGUCCGCUUACACUUACUACCGUGAUGAGAGGCCAUUCUGCUCGACGAUGUCCCAUGAGACCAACAUUAUGUGUGGAGGAUCAUUACUGGUGUUCAUAUCAAUAUCUACGUAUGACUCUGGAUCCUACACCUGCACCAUCCAGAACCCCGUCAGCUCCAACAUCAGCAACUCCCUGACUGUGACUGUAAUCGCUCCAGUCUCUAAUGUGGUGGUGACCAGUAAUAUAUCAGGACUUGUGUGGCCUGGAAUAGAUUCCAUCUCUCUUUGAUGUUCGGCUCUUGGUACCAAUGUCAGCUACUCAUGGAGUCUACAAGGGACAACAAUAUCAACAGGAAACCGGUCCGGGCUCAGUGCCGAUAACUCCACGCUCACUAUCAGCCCGGUCACCACCAGUGACAAUGGAACUUUUAUAUGUACGGCUACAAAUGUCAUAAACAACCAGAGCAGUGAGGAGAAGCUCAACCUGGCCUCUCCAGUCUCGGCAGUGACACUGAUCAGUAACUCAUCAGGAGAUCUCUGGGCAGGACAGGACUCGGUGUCUCUCUAUUGCUCAGCUCAGGGUUCAGCCAUCACCUUCUCCUGGAGCCUGAAUGGGAAUCCAGUGUCCUCGAGUCCUCCAUAUAACAUUACUCAGAGCGAUUCUCCUCCAAACUCCAAUCUCACCAUCAACCCCCUUUCCAAAAAUGACAAUGGACCCUUCACCUGUACAGCAUCCAACAUAGCAAACAAUCAGACCAGCAAUGCAACCAGCUGUAAUAUUAACUGGUUUCCUGAUGGAGAUAUUCUCUGUUCUGCACAACCCGUAAAUCAGACAAUACAGCUCGGCUGCUCCUGGCCGGGAGGAAAACCUGCAGCUAAUGUGACCCUGAGAUUUAAUGAUACAGAAAAUACAGGCACCGAUGAAGUGUUGAGAAAUGUAACUUCUAGGAACAUCCAUGGGAGUAAUCUCACCUGUAAUGGUGAUCAGUUGGGAAGAACCCAAAGCUGUGUGUUGUUAUUUGAGCCUCCAAAUUAUUCUGACCAUGGAAAUAGUUCAAGAACUUCAUCUACAGAAGGCGAUACAGUUACCCUGACAGUAAAUUUAGCAUCAGAAGCCCAGUCCAGGGUCGUCUCCUCCUCAUCUCAGGUCCUUCCUGCUCAGUUCUCCUGGUUCUAUGAUGCAGACAAUAGUUCCAUUCAAACUGGUGGUAAUUUCAGUGUGAACUCAACGGACUAUGCGUCAACUCUCAAGAUCUACGAGUUGUCUGCAUCUGAUUCUGGAACAUAUUACUGUAUAGCCAGAAAUUUCAUUGGAAACACAACCUUCCUCUUCAAUGUUGAAGUGACAAAAAAUUGUGGUUCCCGUAAUGGACUGAAUGGUGGCCAGAUAGCCGGUAUUGUUAUAGGAGCCCUCGCUGGUGUCGUUAUAAUCGGAAUCAGUGUGUUCCUCAUAUUAAGGAAAGGAAAGACCACAGAAAUUGUAUAUGAUGAUGCACAUUCUCCACCAAUAGACACUUAUGAAUCUAUACUUCCAGGAACACAGAAUGAAUCAAUAUACCAGACCGUGAUGCCAGGACCUGGAAAAUAACAAUGUUUUCUAAACACCUUUCAUGAUCCUUCGCAUUUAUUGUUCAGCUUUUAAUAUAUCAGGGAGAUUAAAAAUGUGUUAUAAAUAUUUAUUUACUUAUGUAACCCCUUAAUCUCCUAAGGAAAAGGCAUGUUUUAAACUUUUGGGGAGUUUCGUUUUUGGUAGUGUUUUAUGUGCACUUUAGGGUAAAACUGACAUGUUCUCUUUAUUCUGUGGAUCAAUACGAUUAAGACGAUACCCAUGGUCAAACUUUUGAAACAAAAAAGUAUGUUUAAACUUUUCCUUUUCUGACUCCUAUAACUUUCUUAUUUUUUUACUUUUGUGUAUAUAUGUGACUGUUUGAUCACUUUGUAUUCUAUUUUUGGUACCUCUGUCCACUCAUCGGACACUUACAAUCACCCUGCGGUUGUCUGAUGAGUGUAACUAAGCCCCCAACUGCUCUGGAUGCCGUGAUCAGUAUUGAUAAUGACAUCUAAAAAGUAAAUAGCAGGCAUCAACGUGAUUGAUGAUUUCCGCCAUUGGCAGUGAGGUCCCGGCUUUUCGCCUGGUGUGCUAAGUACAUGGUGGCCAGAUGUACAUUUACGCCCUGUCUCCACUAGGGGUUAAGGGGAGUACUGUAUGCAGGGCUCAGGAACGCAUGGGAACUGAGUUCCUGCACUUUUUCCACAGCAGGAACACUGUUCCAAUUAGCAGGAACCAGCCCUUGAGUGGAACUUUUGGGUGAGUUCCCACACUUUUUUUUCCCAGGACUUGACCCCUGACUGUAUGCAUUGGAGGCUAAAGCUGAUGCACUUCUUGCCUCUAUAUGCCUCUAAUAACUGAAAAGGAAAAGACUGAAUGACAGGCCAAGAAUCCAGGAUAGGGGGUUGUGCGAAAAACCUGAUGUCCAGCAAAAGGCUGCGUGUCCACAGCAGACAAAAACAGGAGGCCCAAAGCCCACCAGCUCACUACGAGAGGAGAAGGAAUAAUCCUUGAGCAGCAUUACACCUGCAGGUCAAGCAGAAUCCCCAGAGUUGCUCACAGCAGCAUAGUUCUCCUCAGAAGAGGAUCCUAGCGGUUUUGCUGUAAGAGAUAAGCUAAAAUGGCUAUUUUGAAUAUUCUUGCUAAAAUGACCACUCACUAGCUCACUCCCACCUCCCAUCAUGCUUGAUACAAUGUGCAUAAGAUGGCGCCUCCAGAGAGAGCUACACCCGAGAUGAUAAGACUCACAUCCUGGAUGAGGAACGCCUUCAGAUGGAAGAAACCAAUCACAAGGACAGCUAUUUAUGAUGUAACAUUUUUACAGUCUAUAUAAACCCUUGUAACUGUUGUAAAUACAGGAAGUAUCAUUUUGACUGAACUGUGUGUCAGUGUGAUUUUCUUCUCUCGUGCAUGCACUGAUCCUGAUACCUAAUUAGAAAGGGCCUGUAUGGGGGGAAAAACAAGAGACCAGAGUGGGCGCCUUGUGUGAUACCGUUUGGGUGGUAUAGGGAAGGGGAAGGUGAGAGAGAUGCGGGGCUUGCAGGCCCCUUAGCUAGUGGCUGCUCACCUUGGAGCAAGUAUUAAACUUACAUAUCAA